CCAUGAUAGAGGGCAGAGCUAAGUCAACUCACAAACCCCAGUUCUCAAUUCUUGUUUUUGACUAAUCACAUUUGUUUGUAUAAUCCAAUCCAAUUCAAUAGAUUCUAUCUCAGCUGAUCCUUCAAGUUCUCAGAAUUCACAUUGUAGAGCGAAAUGGAGAGAAUUUUCGAGAUGAUGUUUUCAAAGGUGGGGGAAUUGUUUUUGUCAAAGGUGAUGGAUCAGACGGCUGAUAAUGCUCACAACAAUGUGAAGAAUAUAAAGGAUUUUGAGGUAAUUUUAAAAACUCUGCAAAAGAAAUUGAAGUCAUUGAGUGCUAGGGCUUGUGAUGUGGAGGAGGAGAUCACGAAUGCAGAGCGCUCGUGUAGAAAGAAAAGGAAACGAGAAGUCGAGGAAUGGUUGGAACAAGUUAAAUCCAUUGAGGAAGAAGUUGCUGAGCUGGGGGGACAAGUGGAAUCACACGGAUUCGUGACGAGGUUGAUGGAUGGGGGAAGAGCAGCCAAAAUGAGUGACGAAGUUGAUAGCCUUGUUGAGCAGAGUCGGAAUUUUGGCGAACUUGUACUUGAUGUUGGUGGGAAUUUGGGAAUGGGAGAGACGUUGUUGGCGAAUGGGAUGGUUGGCCAAGCGUGUCAUGAUAAUUUGGGAAGGGUUUUGGAGCUUUUGGAGGGUGGGAAAGUGUCGAGCGUUGGUGUUUAUGGUAUGGGUGGUGUGGGCAAGACAACUCUGGUAAAGCACAUCAACAACCGACUCGUGCAGCAAUCUCAUAGACGUGUGUUUUGGAUUACAGUCUCUCGGGAAUUUAGUGUCACCAGUCUACAAGACAAGAUAGCUCGUCUCUUAGGUGUGGACCUUGUGGAUGAGGACAAUGAAGGAAGAAGAGCAGCGAGGCUGCAUAGUGCGUUUUCUCGGAUGAAGAACUCAGUACUCAUAUUGGAUGAUGUGUGGGAAUAUAUUGACAUGUUAAGGGUGGGGUGUCAUAUUUCUGUGGAGUGCUGUAGGUUGAUUAUAACAACCAGGUCGUUGAAAGUGUGUCGCCAAAUUCGUUGCCAAGAAGUGAUUCUGGUUGAAAAACUAGGUAAUGACGAGGCAUGGAAGCUGUUCAAUGAGACGUUGGGGAAUGAGAUAGCGCUAGGUUCUCAAGUAGAAGAAAUUGCCAAAUCUGUAGCAAAACUUUGCGAUGGUUUGCCACUAGGAAUUAUUAGCGUGGCUGGAAGCAUGAGGGGCGAGGCCUCUGUUCAUACGUGGAAAAAUGCUUUGUCUGAACUAAAGGAAUGUGUCGUUCGCCAAGAGGGCAUGGGAGAAGAUGAGGUUUUCAAGGUAUUGAAAUAUAGUUUUGAUCAGUUGAACAGAAGUAAUCAGAGCCAGAAUAAUGAAUACAAUACGCUUCAGCUCUGCCUCCUGUACUGCUCGUUAUAUCCCGAGGACUACCAAAUACUUAAAGAGGAUUUGGUUCGAAAGUUCAUCUCAGAGGGGUUGAUGGAUCAAAGAAAGAGUAGGAGAGGGCAAAUUCACCAAGGUCAUUCCAUAUUGGAGAAAUUAGUGAAUGUGUGUUUACUGGAAAGUGGUGUUGUUUUUGAGGAAUACGUGAAGAUGCAUGAUCUUGUGAGAGGUAUGGCGUUGAUGAUUGGCGAGGGGAGAUAUAUGGUGAGAGCAGGUAACUACUCUUUGAUGGAAAUCCCCGACGAAGAAGAGUGGACAAAUGGUUUGGAGAAGGUGUCCUUGAUGAUGAGUGGCAUAAAGAGAAUCGGAGAUGGAAUCUCUCCCGAUUGUCCUAACCUCUCAACAUUGGUUUUAUGUGGGAGUCCAUUGGACACCGUCACGGGUUCAUUCUUCUUCAAAAUGCAGCACCUGAGCACUCUUGAUCUGUGUGAAACUGACAUCACGACGCUGCCAGAUUCAAUCUGUGACAUGAAGUGCCUCAAGAACUUAUUCCUUGAGUUCUGUUCUAAGCUUGAAAAUGUACCCUACUUGGGAAAUCUGAAAGCACUGAGGGAGUUGAACCUCUCGUAUACAGCCAUCGAGGAAGUGCCUCGUGGACUUGAGGAGUUGUUCAAUCUCAAGUUCCUUUCACUAGAUGUGCGUACGCUGAAGAUGCUUCCUAGAGGAUUGCUGCUCAAACUCGGGAAUCUUCAGCACCUGAAACUCCCAUUUCAUAACUUAGUACCAAUUGAAGAAAUUGAGAAUUUCAAAAAACUGGAGGAGUUCAGCGGAGGAGUGGAACAUGUGAGUGAUUUUAACCGUUUUGUUACAAGCCGUGUGCAUGAUACUUGCUACAGAAUAGGAGUAGGAUACAGCUACACUGCUCGCUACAGAUUUUUCGAACUUUAUAACAAUGAGUUGAUCUUGUGUGGAGUGAGCCUUAAAGAUGAGAAGGUAUCGGGGGAAGGCGUUUUGUACCUAACAAUGAUCCGAUGCAAGGGCCUGAGCACCUGCUUCGUGAAUGACUUUCCGAGAUUGGGUGAUCCCACAUCUCUCAAGAGAGUGAAUAUCGAAAGCUGUGGAGGAAUAGAAUGCAUAUUGAGCAGCGAUCAUCAAGAUUUGCUACUGCCUCAGAUCUCCACUCUCGAAGAUAUUGUGCUGGUGGAGUUGGAGGAUCUGAAGGGAUUCGUGAUCGCACCCAUAAAGAUUGUAUUCUCCUCUCUAAAAAGGCUAGCUAUAUACAAAUGUAGCAAGGUGGGGAAGCUGGGGUUGCCUGCAUUGAGCUUUCCCAACCUCGAAUAUAUUGAAAUCGAGGUGUGUGGAGAGGAACUGCAAGAGAUAUUCGAUGUUGAUGGAAGAGGCUCUGUCACCCUCCCCAAGUUGAAAAAGCUGAUCUUACAUGAGCUGCCGGGACUGGAGCGCGUAUGCAAGGCAACGAUGAUCUGCAACUCCAUCGAGACCAUCGAGAUUGUGCAAUGCCCUAGAUUGAUGAAGAAACUACCUCUGCAUUUGGAUGUUUGUCCACCUCCCACCCUGAGAGUGAUAUUGGCAGCUCAAGAAUGGUGGGAAUUGUUGGAGUGGGACAAUCCCAAUCUCCCUCAACUCCUCCACCCCUUUCUUCAACUAUUCUGAUUCUGGAUUUAUAUAGGUAGACUCUUUGUAACAUAUUAAUGAAGAGAAUUUACUCAGCUCUAUGUGGUAUCUUUUUUGAAAAUAUCA
This is a messenger RNA of Salvia hispanica, 3135 nucleotides long. RefSeq names its product disease resistance protein RPS5-like. Lineage: Eukaryota; Viridiplantae; Streptophyta; Magnoliopsida; Lamiales; Lamiaceae. Gene Ontology annotation, molecular function: ATP hydrolysis activity; ADP binding; protein binding. The record is from RefSeq and is a predicted model, not a curated record.